UCAAAACAUAACCUGUAUCUGAUUCAAUUUGAUUUUUAUAAAAUUUUAGAACACAACACAGAAAAAUGGCCCCUCGAUUAGUUGGUUGGAGGUACGCCGCUUUAAUAACUGGUCUUAUUGGAACGAUUGGAUUAGCUAUAUAUCCCAUAAUAAUAGAUCCUAUGAUGGAUUCAAGUAAAUAUAAAAGGAUACAGGAGAGAUCUAGAACAGGAAUAAGACAAGAAGAUAUUCAGCCUGGCAAUAUGAAAGUGUGGACUGAUCCUUUUGAUAGAAACAAGCCUACAUAGUUCUUGAUAUAUUUUGUAAAUGUAUAUAUUAGUUCAUUAAUUUAUAUUUAAGUUGAAUAUAUCAUACAAAAUA
Diabrotica balteata is the source of this 360-nucleotide messenger RNA. The record is from the annotation of a GenBank genome assembly. Lineage: Eukaryota; Metazoa; Arthropoda; Insecta; Coleoptera; Chrysomelidae.